Molecule: messenger RNA, 3262 nt
Organism: Amoebophrya sp. A120
Lineage: Eukaryota; Dinophyceae; Syndiniales; Amoebophryaceae
Source: the annotation of a GenBank genome assembly
AAACAGGGCCCAGAAGAAGUCGAGCUUCGCGAUACAGCCUAGUACAACCAACGGGCAAAUCUACAACUGAAUAGGAGUUGUUCUUUUUCAUUUUGUUUCCUACGACUCCACUUCUUUCCCCCACCUCAUUUGCACCCUUUUUAUUUUACCCCAUUUACACUCAAUUAGGUUUCUCAAGGUCAAGACCCGAUUGUCCUCGUCGUAGUAAGUUUGCUACAAGAAAAAUCUAGAUCUACCUCUUGAUAUUGCUUCGACCACGGCAAUAAAAUUGUAAGUACAUUAUUGUCGAGCCUCCUGCAUAGCCAUAGGACCAAAAAUCAUGACGGCGUCCUCUACUGCACAGCAGCAGGCUGCGGCCAGCAACGGGUCCACCUCCAGUGGCUCCGAAAGUGGUGCGCACCACCAGCAGCACCAGCAGCAAGUCGUCACCUUUCUGAGAGGGACGGACAAGUUGAAGACGGGUUUGGCGGAGAUGCUAAAGGGGGGCGUGUAUGAAUUGCAAAAGUAUCGUACUCGUAUAAAGGCAUUACAAAUUUUCUUAGCAUGAGAAGCAAAACAUGUAGUGCGGAUUUACCUUAAGAAAAAUAUUUGUAAUGCAAGACUUGCAUGUAUACGAAUACGAGAUUUUUGCACAGGAUAGCGUGAUCAUGGACGUGAUGAACGUGGAGCAGGCCAAGAUUGCCGAGGCCGCCGGUGUAUCAAAUGCAAAAAUGUCUGGGUCUGGACAAAUGCAACUUGUGAUGCUGCAUUUGGAUGUCUAAAAAAUUUAUGUUGCAUGAGCAGCAAAAGACUUCUAAUUUUUGCUACGCGGAGAGGGCAUUUGUCAGGCGGAAUAGUCAUUACUUAAGAAUCCCUCAAAAAGAAAAAACCUGUGACGCUAGGGCAUGCAUCACAGACAUCAUGGCUCAUGCAAACCGUGCAUGACAAGUCUGGUCUCAGAAUCUUUCAGACCCAGACACUUUUGCAUUUGAUACGGUGCCUGCGCGGUGAUGGCGUUGGAGCGGAUUCCGGCGGAUAUUCGCAAGGACCAGGGGGUGGCCCGAGCGUCAGAUCCGAAGAUGAUCAAGGAUAUCAUAGCGGCGGUCAGCAUUCCCGUCAUGGCCAAGGUGCGCAUCGGCCACUUCGUGGAGGCACAGGUUUUGGAAGCCAUCGGAGUGGACUACGUCGACGAAUCGGAAGUCUUAACCAUUGCCGACGUCGACCACCACAUCGAUAAGACCAAGUACAGAGAAGUUAUCUGGCGGCUACUUGUUUUUCAAAAUCUGUUAGUUGUGCAGCUGUCGUUUUCCUCUUGUUUCUUCCACCUUAACAUUGUCUUGGUCUGGUCACGAUUUUUUUUUUGUUGCUGCGACCACAUCGGACGACCUCUGUGGUCUACUCACUUUAGUUUUAAAAGCAUUAUGUGAUGAUAAGUAUUUCGAUUCGAUUCGUGAAGCAAGAAUUAUCUCAGCUCAUCUUCAUCAUGCGUUCCUUGUUACAACUACAGGUUCACUACCCCCUUCGUAUGCGGGUGUCGCAAUCUGGGCGAAGCGCUGCGACGCAUCUCAGAGGGCGCCUCCAUGAUUCGGACCAAGGGCGAGGCCGGCACUGGCGACGUGGUGGAAGCGGUGCGGCACAUCCGGACGCUGCACCGAGAAAUUCGGCAGUUGCAGGCCCUUAAUGACGAUGAGGUGUACCAUUUUGGCAAGACGCACGGCGCAGACGUGUCCCUCCUGAAGCAGGUACUACCGAAGCUUAUUAAGCUUAAGCUUUACUUUGUUGAAUUCUGCCAAGUGAAAAUUAAUUGUAGCAGACGUCAUCGCCCACGCCCUGAUUUUGAGCAGAAGCCGAGUCCGAGGCUCGUAGUACUUUCAGUAAGGUAGAAGUAAGUGUCGCGUUCCACCCGGCGUUUUGACGCCACUGAGUCUGGCGCUCUCAAUGCAGUGUUGUUCGCUUGCAUUUUCGUCAUCCGAGCUUUUGAAGAAGUUCUGCCUUUCGUUGUAUACUUGAUGCCUCGUCUCCUGUUCGGAACAACGAAUGAAGUGCCUAAUUGAACCCGAUGAAUAAAGGUGCGCAAGCUCGGCAGAUUACCGGUGGUGAAUUUCGCGGCGGGAGGUGUCGCGACCCCGGCCGACGCGGCGCUGUGCAUGCAACUGGGGGUGGACGGCGUCUUCGUCGGGUCCGGCAUUUUCAAGUCUACCGAUCCGGCGCCCCGGGCGCGCGCAAUCGUGGAGGCGGUCACGCACUACAAGGACCCCAAAGUGUUAGCCAAGGUUUCCGAGGGGCUGGGCACGCCGAUGACCGGUAUUGGCUGCGACCACCUGAGCACGCACUGGGCCAAGCGCGAGUCAGGAAACCUGGAGGAACACCAGGGCGGGCACAGCGGACCGGCACUGAAAAAGAUGAAGGGCACCGAGCUCGAAGCCGCGGUAGCCGGCGCCUUGCGCGCGCACGGAGCCUGAGUCAUGCACGCAUCCUUUUGGUGUCAAAAAUGAUGAAAAUAAAGCGAGUAUAAAGAAAUGAGCAAUGUGUGAGUGUAUUCAUGUUACUUCUUACCACUACUCAAGAAAGUGCUGUCUACCCGUUUUUCGCGAGAUGGAUUUUUUUGUUUUUUUUUGCCACACAAAAAACAGAAGAUGUCUUUUCUUUUCAUAUAAUCUGCGUUCUUCCGCUGCAAAUAGUAGUUCCAUGAAUCUAGUAUUUCUUCCAUGAUCAUGUCGAACGUGAACAUCGCCAUCGCGUACUACCCUACCUAGAUGUUUGAAUCUAAGUCAUGACAUUGCAGUGCACUUUUUUUGGUUGAGCAUUUCUUGCAUGAUGUCAACGUGUAAAGUCCUCAUGAUGGCGAUUUUUUACCACUCGCUGCGACAAGAACUCCGCCCAGCAACGGAAACGAAUGUUUUAAAAUGCGAAUCAAACAAUUAUUGCAAACUCAAAAAUCUCCGCGUGAACCCAUCGACUUCAGGCGACCGUGCUCUAUCGGUCGAAAUAUUUUUACGACCUCGAAAUAGCCAGACGGCGAUUCAUAGGUACAAUAAGUUGAACGAAUGCGAAGAUCUCUAUCUUCGAUUUGAGCACGGCUUCCCUCGUGGAAGCGCGUGAAGCAGCAAAGUUUCGACGCGUUCAUCUUCCCGGCUGAUUUUAUGUUGUCGUUGUUUCCGGUGAAACUGAAUGAUUCUCUUCCUCUUCGAGCGAAUUGGAGAUGUUCGUUGAGUGGAUGCACUAGCAGUUUAGCGAAGUAAAACUGUAGCGGCUGCGACCGGGGCCGGCGAUACAACGAGGC